Cricetulus griseus (Chinese hamster) is the source of this 720-nucleotide messenger RNA. The record is from RefSeq and is a predicted model, not a curated record. NCBI's taxonomy places the organism in Eukaryota, Metazoa, Chordata, Mammalia, Rodentia, Cricetidae.
AUGCACGAGGAAGAAAUAUACUGUUCUCUUCAGUGGGACAGUCCACCUGAGGAGGGCUCUCAGAAAUGUCUAUCUCCUUGCAAAUGUUCAGGAACAUGGUGUGUUGUGACGGUGAUUUCCUGUGUGUUCUGUGUGGGUUUGUUAGCAACAUCCAUUUUCUUGGGCAUCAAGUUUUUCCAGGUGUCCUCUCUUGCAAUGAAUCAGCAGGAAAGACUCAUUCAACAGGACAAACAAUUGCUGAACCUCACACAGUGGCAGAGAAACUACACCCUGCAGAUGAAAAACUGCCAAGCCUUGCAACAGAGAUCUCCCCGUUCAGGUAGUAACUGCAGCCCUUGUCCACACAACUGGAUUCAGAAUGGAAGAAGCUGUUACUAUUUCUUUCAAAUCUGGGAAAUUUGGAAUCGCAGUAAGGAGAAUUGUUUAAAGGAAGGCGCCAGUCUCCUUCAAAUAGACAGCAAAGAAGAAAUGGAUUUUCUCAUCCAGAGCCUAUGGAAAUUCAAAGAUGGGUACUGGGUGGGAGUGUAUCAUGAUGAACCCAGUCGAUCUUGGUUCUGGUUAGAUGGCUCUUCUCCUCUCUCUGACUUGUUGCCAACAGAGAGACAGUUACCUUCCAGCCAGAUCUGCGGAUACCUCAAAGACCAAUCCCUCUUCUCAGAUAACUGCAGCAGCUGGAAAUAUUUUAUCUGUGAGAAAAACGCACUAGGAUCCUGCAUCUAA